Messenger RNA from Salvia miltiorrhiza (redroot sage), 1117 nucleotides. RefSeq lists its product as uncharacterized. Gene Ontology annotation, molecular function: structural constituent of ribosome. Gene Ontology annotation, biological process: translation. Gene Ontology annotation, cellular component: mitochondrial large ribosomal subunit. The transcript is spliced from 3 exons. The record is from RefSeq and is a predicted model, not a curated record. The coding region runs from base 157 to 585 and encodes 142 amino acids. NCBI's taxonomy places the organism in Eukaryota, Viridiplantae, Streptophyta, Magnoliopsida, Lamiales, Lamiaceae.
GUUAGAAGAGAAUACGACACCGUUUACAUCGUUCCUAUCUCACUCUAUUCCUCCCACAUACCAUUCGCUCAAAGCCCUAUUUCGGUAUUUCCUAAACCCUCCUAAUAUCUCAUCUCCUUUCUAUUUCACAAAGCAAACCAUUUACAGUCCGUCUCGAUGUUAAGAUGCGCCGGCAGAAAAGCGGACUCAGCCGUCGGAGGCUUCCGGCUGCUGGUGCACUCAUUGGCCCAAGCUGCGCCGUUGGCGACCGCUAUCAACCACCAUUUCAGUACCACAUUGCCGCCGUUUGUUUUGCCGGAAAAUCAUGACGACAAUAAUAUGGGCUCUCGUUUUCUCGAUUCUCCUUUCUUCGGCGGGGCUAUGGAAUUGAUGGCAGUCCCCAAGAGGAAGAUUUCUCCACACAGGAGGGGUAUUAGAAACGGACCAAAGGCUUUGAAACCUGUCCCAGUAAUAAUCAAGUGCAACGCACGAUUCGCCCAAAACUCGCCCUUUGACCUGUUGCUCCAGUCGCAUCAAGGCGGUGCUCCAGCGCGAGGGGGAUCACAACUGUGCUUAGAGCACCAGCUGUGGAUGCUCUUAAGAUGAAACAGCUGUUGUUUAGACCAAUAAUAGAGCUUGCGGAGCAUUCUCUCACAACCCUAAUUUCCAUUCCAGUGUCAUUUGUCAGAUGAUUCGGGUGUGUACCACCAUUUAUCCUCUAUAUAUUGCUUCCUCGUUGCUAUUGAACAUUAAAAUCUUGGCAGGGUAUGCGGCCGUGUUAAGCUACCUCACUUCUUUUGUUGCGGUGGGAUCAAGCCAAAUCCUGAACAAAAUAACAAUUAGAACUGCCUUAUGUGUUCUUGAUCUGUUGAUUACUUACUGGCUGCAUGAAUCAAAGUUUAUGCAAGAGGAAAUCUGAUCUACUGAGCAGGUUAUCGCUUAGAUUUGGCUGUCAUCAUUUUUAUCAAUUGGGAGAGAUUAUGUCUUCUUGCCUGUGAUUUCUACUGCUGUUGGUAGACAACUCUGCAGUUGUUGAUUAGGAUGAGGCUCUGUGCUCAGUGCUGAAUAAUAAUGCUUAUGUUAAAUUUUGGGCUCUGUGUUCUGAUUUAUAAAGCGAUAUUUUCUUGCUGCUGAUAAA